CACUGCAUCAACAUUCCUCGCUUUGGCACAUUGCAAGCCAUGGCCAGCAUUUGAAGGAGCCAUUAGGGGGAGCUAGAGACACAGUAAGAAGAGAGGAGAGAGAGAGAGAGAGAGAGAGAGAGAGAGAGGUUGUCCCCCAUGGUGAUGCUAAAGCUAGCUGCACGAUGGCAGUUUACUUGCUACAAGGUCGCCAAGAAACUGAGAAGCCAUGAGUCGUCCCACAGGAACACCUCCCGAUUGCACCAGGUGCAUUCGUUGUAUCCCGGUGUGGCCAAAUGCUCCUUGGAGGGAAGAGAGGGGCAAACCUUGGUGUGUGACUUCCAGGGCACCCUCCUUCGAACCCCAUCAUCUUCCUUGUUCCCUUACUUCAUGCUGGUGGCCUUCGAAGGCGGAAGCCUGCUGAGAGCUUUCCUCUUGCUCCUCCUCUCGCCCUUGUUCUGGGUGUUGGGCAAGCAGAGUGAGGCGGGCAUGAGGGUCAUGGUCUUCGUCACCUUCUGCGGGCUCCGGACCAGAGACCUGGAUCUCGUGUCCAGGGUCGUCCUCCCAAAGUUCUACUUGGAGAACCUCCAUCUCCAGGCCUACCAGCUGCUGGCCGCCACCGGCAAGCGGGUGGUGCUCACCGCCAUGCCCAGGCUCAUGGUGGAAGGCUUCCUCAAGGAGUAUCUUGGCGCGAGCGAGGUGGUUGGCGCGGAGCUGCAGGUGGUCAGAGGCCGCUACUUCACGGGGCUCGUCUCCGGAUCAACCCCGUCAGCCAAGCAGAAAGCCCUCAAAGACCGCUUCGGGGAGGUCAAGGCUGAUGUAGCCAUCGUGAGCCCCUCCAACCUUCAUGACCAUCUUUUCAUCGCCUACUCCAAGGAAAUCUACGUAGUCAACAAGGAGGAAGCUGCCGCCGGCAUUGGCACAGAGAUGCCAAGAAGCAAGUACCCGAAGCCUCUCAUAUUCCACGACGGGCGGCUGGCUUUGCUUCCCACACCCACAGCGACGCUUGCUCUCUUCAUGUGGAUGCCAUUGGCCGUACCACUAUCCAUCACGAGAAUCCUCAUGGGCGUCACCUUCCCCUACAAGGUCGUCAUCUUCAUCGCAGCGGCCACCGGGAUAAGGUUCAGGGUGGGGGUAGUAGAAGACGACAACAGACGCCGCGGCGCCGGAGCGGAGUGCAGCAGGAAGGGGGGAGUGAUGUACGUGUGCACGCACAGGACGCUGUUGGACCCGGUCAUGCUCUGCACAGGGCUACAGCGGCCGGUGACGACGGUGACGUACAGCCUGAGCCGGAUGUCGGAGCUGCUGGCGCCGAUGAAGACGGUGAGGCUGACGAGGGACCGGGAGCGGGACGCAGCGAUGAUGCGGCGGCUGCUGCGGGAGGGCGACCUGGCGGUGUGCCCCGAGGGGACGACGUGCCGGGAGCCGUACCUGCUGCGGUUCAGCCCACUGUUCGCGGAGCUGGCGGAGGACAUCGUCCCGGUGGCCCUGGACGCCCGGGUAGGGAUGUUCUACGGCACCACCGCGAGCGGGCACAAGUGGCUGGACCCGGUGGUGUUCAUGAUGGAUCCGCUGCCAGUGUACCAGGUGGAGGUGCAGGGGCGGGUGCCGCGGCACCUGACAUGCGCCGGCGGAUGGAGCGCCGCCGAGGUGGCCAACCGGAUCCAGAAGCAGCUGGCCGACGCGCUGGGAUUCGAGCGCACCACCCUCACCCGCCGCGACAAGUACAUGAUGUUGGCCGGGAACGAGGGGGUGUCGCGGGACCAGCGCGACGGGAAGAAGCUGCCAAAGUAGCAGCGCCGGUUUAGCACUGUGAGUGAGGUGUGUGUGCUACAGUACAUGCCUUAAACGUCUCCGUGUCUUCAGAAACCUUGUCUGCUAUUACAGAAACCUCCUCUGUAUCUGCGAUGAGUAAUCUAAUCGGUGUUCAUGUGCUAGUGAGGAAGAAGUUAAGGCUGCAUGCAUCAUGAUCUAAGCCAACAUCUAAUUUAAGCAUUCCCGUCCGAUCAUUUCAAGAU
Messenger RNA from Musa acuminata AAA Group (dessert banana), 1997 nucleotides. Its product is annotated as glycerol-3-phosphate acyltransferase 1-like. NCBI's taxonomy places the organism in Eukaryota, Viridiplantae, Streptophyta, Magnoliopsida, Zingiberales, Musaceae. The record is from RefSeq and is a predicted model, not a curated record. Gene Ontology annotation, biological process: cutin biosynthetic process. Bases 139 to 1773 code for a protein of 544 amino acids. Gene Ontology annotation, molecular function: glycerol-3-phosphate 2-O-acyltransferase activity; phosphatase activity. Gene Ontology annotation, cellular component: membrane. The transcript is spliced from 2 exons.